GCGUCUUUUCCACCCGCGCAGUGGGCGAUGGUGCCUUUCGGAUUCCCGUGCGUGGCGCGGCUCGUGUUGAAUUGAUCUGCGCCGGGGUCCAAAGUGCGCACACGUUCUGGAUCUGUGUGACAUUUCGCCUGUUUUUCUACCAGUGGACAUAAACUAUCGCACUUCCAAGUGGGGAAUUCUUUUUUGUUUUUGUCUUUUUUGGGGUGCACUUGCGGACCAUUGGGAUUCUAACCGCAGCGAGUUGCAGGUCUGCAUGGGCCAUGUUUAAGCUCUCCUGGUAGGAACUGAGUCUAAGAUGAAGUUAUGGGAUGUCGCGGCCAUGUGUUUGUUGCUCCUGAGCUCUGUCGCUACCCGGCCUCUCUACCAAAGCACUCAGCCAGCCAAGAGGACCUUUUCCCCCGCCAGCUCCCCUGAUUCUGCACGCCGGUCCGCAGAGGAGCGGGAGGCCGACUCGUCCGUGCCGAGCGUCGAGAGCGACCUGCAGGAGAUCUCCGUGGAGGAUCAAUAUGAUGUCACGGGUCCUUAUUCGGAGCAGCUUGACGACGUCAUGAACUUCAUCGAGGCGACCAUCGGCAGACUGCGGAGGUCCUCGGAGUCGCGGGUCUCGAGGGAGCAACGGCAGAGAGGGGCGGCAAACACACGAGGCGGCACGAGGGCGCGCGACGGCGAAAGGAAGCGGCGCCGGAGCAGAGGUGGCGGAAAAGCGGGACGGGGCGAACGGGACCGAGGGAGGACGUCAGCUCGUCCCGGUCGAGGCUGCCUCCUGAAGGAGGUCCACCUCAACGUGACCGACUUGGGUUUGGGCUACCAGACCAAGGAGGAGCUGAUCUUCCGCUACUGCAGCGGCCCGUGCGCCGAGGCCGAGACCAACUAUGACAAGAUCCUCAACAACCUCAGCCACGCCAACAAGCUGGACAGGGACACGCCCUCGCGCACCUGCUGCCGACCGGUCGCCUUCGACGACGACCUCUCCUUCUUGGACGACAACGUGGUCUAUCACACGCUCAAGAAACACUCGGCCAAGCGGUGCGCUUGUGUGUGAGACACGUUCAAAAACCUUCAAAACAAUGGCGCUGACAACGAAUAUACUGUUACAUUUACUCUUUUCUUUCUUACUGCGUUUUCUAAAAAAAAACAACAACAAAAAAAACAAAAAAACAAACCAAAAAAAAAGUACAAAAAAAGUUUCUUUCUUGUGGAAAACGUCCCAGGAACAUCCUUUUCUUUCUUUCUUUGGAGAAAACUCUCAGACACAACAGGAUUUAGCAGACUUGACACCCCAUCAUAUGAAUAUAUAGACAUACUGUGUAUAAAUAUCUUUCCAUAUAGAUAUACAGUAUAUAUAUGUAUGUAUACGCUUGUGUGUAAGAGGUAUAUUUAUUAAGAUGGAAUUAAUUUAUUGUUAUUUAUUUCAUUCACGACAAGUUGUUGUCUUUCUUAUUUAUUGAGAUGUUUGGUUUGUCCUAGACGCUGUCAGCAUGUUCACGUUCAUUCUGAAAGCUUCCUCCAUCCAAACUCCCCCAAAAAGAAGUUACAUGUGGAUGAGUGUAGACAAAGUCAGUCAGUCAGUCCCCUUUCACUACAAAGCCUUUUUACCCACGUGAAGCUGUUUCUCGUCAAAAUUGACCCCCGAAUUUGCCGGCUUCUGAGGGUAGAGAAUCAGAGUCGUAACAGAGGCAGGAUGGUGGCUGGUUGAAAGGAAAGAGCGGAAACAUGGAACCGCGGUGUGAAGUUUGACGCCUGACUAUUCUGCUUUGCUGGGUGGGGUAAGCCUCUCAUGUCCAAAUUUUGCAAAACUUUAGAGACUCAGGACUAAAAAACAAGCUUAUUUUUAGGUGGUCAAACAGAAACAUCUGGGGCUGACAGUGCUGCUAACUGGUUUACACUGACUGCCAAAGCCGGCUUUUACCCACAAUAGAGAAUAGAGGGGUUGUGGUGUCAGAAUCGAUUGGAAAUUUGUCGUCUUGGUGGUAGUAUCAGAGGCGUGACAGGAUUGGGACGAAAGGCAAACACUAAUAUAGUAAAACCCGUUUAUUUCGGGGGAUACGUUCCAGACCCACCCUCAAUAGGUGAAAAUCUGCGAUAUAGAGAGACCGUGUAAUUGAUCAGGCAAAAAUAUCUGGAACUUGUAGUGGUCCAGAGUAGUUGAAGGUACUAAUUUGCCAUCGUAUCUGGCCAUUAUCCAAUGUUUCCCUGCCUCUGAUGCGGCAAUUUUGCAGAAACUCUGUGUGAAAGGGGCUAAAGACUCAGGACCCAAAGAAGCCGAUGGUCAGAAACAGACUGUUUUUUUUUGUGUUUUUUUUAGCUUGUUGGUUUUUGUUUGUCUUUACUUCACGUGACCAGGCAGAAACAUCUGGGAAUCGCAGUCCUGUCCAUCGGUUGCAUGUUAACAAGGGAGAGUAAAAAAAAUAAUAAUUAAAAAAAACUUAGAGGAGGUCUCGGAGGCUUUUGGAGUCAAAGGAGCCGCCUGACAAUCCGCGACCCAAAGGCUUUUUCUAGUCCCCGAAGGGGGGAACAGGUCUUAACCCCACCCUCCCCCACUUCUCCACCCCAACAAGAGGAUUUGAAAGUGACACGAGUCUUAAGCAAACUUCCCCCGCCGGCUAAGGCAGUUUUAAGAGAGACGCUCGCUACUGUACGGCUGUCAGCGUCAAAGUGAUGUUCCAACAAAAGCAAAAACCUUUAAACCAGACGGAAUGGGGAGGGGUCACUGCGCGUUCUCUACAUGUGAUAACAUGUUCAAUUGAGGGAAUAUCAACAUCCCGAAUGAGGACAGAGCGGAGAGGAGAGUGCUUCAAGUGGAACAAAGAGUCCUCGGGGAGGGUCUUGACGUUUCCAAGGAUUAGGGACCAAGGUAUCUGUGCCCACCCGGCAACAAGCAAGGCAGCUUUAAAGCAUGUAAUCCCCCCCCCCCAACACACACAAACACACAAAUCCACAACAUGGAGAUGAAUUUAGGCCAAACACAAGGACGGAAAAAAAGCUCGCUUUUAUCACAGCAUACCUCAUCAAUUGGAUCAUCUUCCCUGUUUGGUCCACAAGUUUUUUCCAGAUGACAACUUUGGAGACUUCCCAGAAGCCCCCCCGUAUGCAUCCCACUGCUUUAGACAAGGUCUUCCCAAACCUUUCGGGUCCAGGCGAGACAUUUUUCUCAGUACCCCCCUCAUAAUCCUAACGCCAAUUAAACGUAACUUUCAUAUGCACCCUUAAAUGCCGUAGGAAUUUUCGAGAAAAGAAGUUGCAAUGUUACAAUAACAAAUUCAUAAUCUUUUCAGAAUUAUUUUUUUUUCCCCUCACGUUAUGAAAACAGAUUUCUUCAAGAAACAAAGAUGCAUUUUGUUGGGGGUAAAAAGUCAAUCUUCUGAGAAUAAAGUCGUGUUUUCAAGAAAUAAAGCCGUAUUUUGUUGUAACAUUACGAUAUUGAAGUCAAAGUUGAACGCACAUUUUAACAAGUGAAUUUCAAAAAUACAACUUUAUUCUUGUAAUAUUACAUCUUCUAUUGCGACUUUAUUCUCUAAAGACUCAAGACUAUACUCUUGGAAAAAAAAUGUACUUUAUUGUUUUGUUCUAUUCCUAAAAAAAAGGACUAUUUAUGCAAGGACGUCAGAUGUAUGUGACAAUACAUCACGAUCAUAACACAGCUUUUAUUUGGCCCAAAGCGCAGGUCGGGAGGAGUAACUAGUUUAUUAUGUUUGUUUAUUUGCAGGCAUAUUCUUUUUUUUUUUUUUUUUUUUUAAAGUGAUAUGACAAUUUAUUACAAAUGAUUUCGUGGACCCCCCAAGGGUUUGAAAACCUCGGCUUUCGACAGCAAAAGCUCACGUGUAACCAGUUUAUUUUUGUUCAUUAGUCGUCUAGUGAAGAGUUUGUCACACUUACUGCCGGGAUUUGUUAGAGCUGAUGUAAAGUAUUAUGUUCAUGUUAUGGCAAAACGUGAUUUAUUGUGUAUGUAUUUUAGGGCCCACAGGAAGAACUAAAUUUGAAAAAGGAUGCAAAAGAGGCCUGCAAAGGGAAACGUGUGAAGGGAUCCUUAGUGUUGAGGAUUCGGUUUCUGUCGUCUCGUGUUCCAGAACCAAAGCUCUCUACAAACUUUAUUUUUGUACAAUAAUCAUUUUAUAAAACUUUUUACAGAAUAAAAAUGUGUUUCUA
This is a messenger RNA of Phycodurus eques (leafy seadragon), 4146 nucleotides long. It is a transcript of the gene gdnfa, whose product is annotated as glial cell derived neurotrophic factor a. Gene Ontology annotation, biological process: positive regulation of branching involved in ureteric bud morphogenesis; negative regulation of neuron apoptotic process; peripheral nervous system development. Gene Ontology annotation, molecular function: receptor tyrosine kinase binding; growth factor activity; glial cell-derived neurotrophic factor receptor binding. The record is from RefSeq and is a predicted model, not a curated record. The coding region runs from base 296 to 1042 and encodes 248 amino acids. The transcript has 3 exons. NCBI's taxonomy places the organism in Eukaryota, Metazoa, Chordata, Actinopteri, Syngnathiformes, Syngnathidae.